This is a messenger RNA of Cimex lectularius (bed bug), 2033 nucleotides long. RefSeq names its product bifunctional coenzyme A synthase (gene Ppat-Dpck). Gene Ontology annotation, biological process: coenzyme A biosynthetic process. The transcript is spliced from 7 exons. Gene Ontology annotation, molecular function: ATP binding; dephospho-CoA kinase activity. The record is from RefSeq and is a predicted model, not a curated record. The coding region runs from base 387 to 1946 and encodes 519 amino acids. NCBI's taxonomy places the organism in Eukaryota, Metazoa, Arthropoda, Insecta, Hemiptera, Cimicidae.
UUUGUUCGUGUUUUAAGUAGAAAUAAGUAAAAACACUGUGGAUUUAUAAUUAUUUUUCAAAUUUAAAUAGAAAGCUUUUUCAAUUAUCGCCUUAGAUAAAAGCGAUUGUAGCUCUUUCUGCCGUAAUUGUAUUUCAAUAGAAUCUCUGACAGGGUGGCGGCUGCGGGAUGACUUUUGAUAAGUCAACUGAUAACCUCGUACAGGACUGUUGAAUCGAGAAGGGGAGAGUUGGUUUUGGCCGAAUCGUUCGAUAUGUUGAACCCAUCAGACAUGGGUAUCAUUCCGAUGUAACUUUUCUUCCGAUAAGUUCUGUCAUAAUAUAAUUUUGGUUAAACAUAAUCAUUGUUACUUUUUAUUUUUUGUUUUUAUUGAGAUUAACUUUUGUCAUGAUGAAAACUGGCAUGUUAAUUAUAUCAAACCCAAAGAAAUACUAUAAAUUUAUGCCGAUAUUACAAAAGGAGAUUACAAACACUCUUUACGUCCAUCUAGUGUCUAAAUGUCCGAAAUUGCUAACCAGGCGUAGUGAUCAAAUGCAUUAUGGUGCAAACUUCAGCUCGACUAUGAUCGAUCUGUACAGGACAUCAAUUUGCAUUAGAAAUCUCGACGUUCGUGUCCUUUUGCACGGACCUGUACUUACUCCACCUGCAAAGAUUUCGACAAACCUCCCAAUCGACGUUGUGUACUUUGACGAUGAAAUACCUACACAGGAUAUGGAAUGUUUCUUACACGAGUGCCUUACAAACAAAGCUUCUGAAUGCAAGAAGAUUCCUCUUAAGGCGAAGGAUUGGGAUAUCAAUGAGAUGAACAGUGCAGACCAAGACAACGAGUCAUACGACUGUGUCGUCCUUGGUGGUACGUUUGACAGGCUUCACCUGGGACACAAGAUCCUGCUCAGCGAAGCGAUUUUGAGAUGCAGAAAGAAACUUAUCAUUGGUGUCACCGAUGCUGGAAUGAUAAAAUCUAAGAAACUUUGGGAGUUAAUAGAAUCCAGUGAAACGAGGAUAAACAAUGUAAAAAAUUUUGUAUUAGAUGUCGAACCCAUGCUGGAAGUCAGUGUCGUACCGAUCAGUAAUAUGUUUGGCCCUACUAUAACUGAACCAAAUAUCGAUAUGAUUGUCGUAAGCCAAGAGACUACGAAAGGUGGUAAUAUCGUCAAUGAAGAAAGGGUCAAGAAAGGUAUGAAACCAUUAGUCGUACAUAGCGUUGAACUCAUAAAUGACUUUAAGUGCCAUGAAAUUGAAGAAGAUAAGAUCAGUUCAAGCAAUGAUAGGUUGCGUAUACUUGGCUUGAAACUUAACAAACCUGUGAAUACUCCAGACAGACCAAACCGUCCUUAUGUAAUUGGCCUUUGUGGUGGGAUCGCUAGUGGAAAGACUCAUAUUAGCCAAAGUUUGAAAGAUUUAGGUGCAGGGGUGAUAGACUGUGAUAGAGUAGCGCACGAUUUGUAUAGAGUUGGUGAGGAUGUUUAUCAUACUCUUGUACAACAUUUUGGUAAAGAUGUACUGAGUGAAAACGGUGAGAUCAACAGAAAAAAAUUGGGACAAAUUGUAUUUAACAGCAAAAAAGAAUUGGAUGAACUUAACCGAAUAAUGUGGCCGGCAAUAUUUAAAAAGUGCGAGGCGAUUAUGUAUCAAAUGUAUACAGAAGAGGAAAAAGAAGUAAUUGUAUUAGACGCUGCUGUGUUGUUGACGGCCGGCUGGGACAAACAUUGCCAUGAAGUAUGGGCCACCAUCAUUCCACAAGAUGAAGCUGUCAAGAGGUUAAAGAAGAGGAAUAAUUUAACCCAUGAACAGGCCAUGUCGAGGAUUUCUGCCCAACCAAGUAACCUUGAACACGUACAAAAAGCUCAUGUUGUGUUUUGCACUCUUUGGACUCGUGAAUAUUCAGUCAAGCAAGUGGAAAAGGCAUGGUUAGAGCUUCAAGACAGGCUGCAAGAUAAUAGUUGACGCAAAAAGAGAUAUUUUUGACUCCUAAUAAACAAGAAAUGUUAUUUUUAUGAGGAAAGGAAUUAAACAUAUAUUUUUAUCACAAAA